This is a messenger RNA of Magallana angulata, 1304 nucleotides long. RefSeq names its product peroxisomal membrane protein PMP34-like. Lineage: Eukaryota; Metazoa; Mollusca; Bivalvia; Ostreida; Ostreidae. Bases 150 to 1106 code for a protein of 318 amino acids. The transcript is spliced from 9 exons. Gene Ontology annotation, molecular function: FMN transmembrane transporter activity; FAD transmembrane transporter activity; AMP transmembrane transporter activity. The record is from RefSeq and is a predicted model, not a curated record. Gene Ontology annotation, cellular component: peroxisomal membrane.
AAUAUUUUUACUAUGUUACCUCUACUUUGUCUGUAUAAAAUACAGUGUAACACACAAUGUGUUGAACUACAGUGUUUUUGCAUACUUGUGGUAUAUUAGUGUAACUAAGGGCAGAUAACUCUAAAAAUGUUUACACAUGGAGAUCCAGGAUGAUGUCCAAACUAACAGCUGUAGAUAAAAGCAUGGUGUCUGGGAGACUGAGUGGUCUGUUGACCUACUCCAACUUCGUACAUGCUGUGUCAGGAGCCACGGGCAGUGUGAUUGCCAUGGCGGUUUUUUACCCCCUGGAAACUGUCAGAACAAGAUUACAAGUUCAUGUAGGUCGGCAAGCCAAACAUGCACCAGUGGAAGCCCUGGACAUAAUGAAAGAAGAGGGCAUAUCCUCCCUAUACCAGGGCCUCUUUCCUGUGCUGGUCACGCUCUGCUGCUCAAACUUUGUGUACUUCUACACAUACAACGGACUGAAAACCACCUUACUGGAGGAGGGGAGCAAGCCAGGCCCUGUCAAAGACCUUCUGAUGGCCUUCGUGUCCGGUGUCAUAAAUGUUGUGAUCACAAAUCCUCUCUGGGUUGUCAACACAAGGAUAAAAAUCCAGGGACUGAAAUGUGGCACUGAGAAACAGAAAACAGCACCUACCCCUCUUUACAGGGGGAUCAUUGAUGGUUUAUGUAAGAUAGCGUCACAAGAGGGUCUGUCAGCCCUCUGGAAUGGAACGGCAGCAUCCAUAAUCCUAGCCUCCAAUCCAUCCAUACAGUUCAUGGUGUAUGAAACAAUCAAACGAUACUUUCAGCAGUUUUUCAAAUCAAAAGAACUUAGUGGCUUUUUAUACUUUAUCAUUGGUGCAAUAUCAAAGAUGGUGGCUACUGUUGCAACAUACCCUUUACAAAUUUUGCAGUCUCGUUUUAGGGCUGGAAGUAAAAAGUCAGAUCAUUCCAAGAAGAUCACACAAAGUUUGCUGAAUAUUAUCAGAUCGGAGGGCUUCCUGGGACUAUACAGAGGUAUGGAGGCCAAACUAGUGCAAACAGUACUGACGGCCGCCCUCAUGUUCCUUUGUUAUGAAAAGAUUGCAGCAUUCAUCUUCAGAAUUAUGGGGAUAAAAACAUGACAAUAUCAAGAGAAUCAUGCUUCCUGACUUUAAACAUUUUAGGUUGAAAGUGAUUCUUUUCUGUUAUGUUGCCAUACCUUUAACAAACGCCAUUUAUAUAUACACUUAUAUUUUUUACAUUAUGUGUUAAAUUUUGUUACAGCUUGUAUUGCUUUAAAAACUCCUGAUUUUAUUAUAUUAAAAUUGAUUUUAAUUUUU